Molecule: messenger RNA, 2243 nt
Organism: Trichobilharzia regenti
Lineage: Eukaryota; Metazoa; Platyhelminthes; Trematoda; Strigeidida; Schistosomatidae
Source: the annotation of a GenBank genome assembly
GGGGUGAGUAUAUACGUGGUUUCGUGUUAUAUUUUCCGCGACUAAUUUUUUUUCGUCUUUCAUUGGCUAGAAUGGUGGCGGUCAAUUGGAGUUUGAAUUGUCCUUGGGUGCGUGCUGUCGGGUGCUGUAUUUGCGUGGUUGUGUUUGCGUCGUUUGCCAGCAUAUGUGAUUACUGUAAACGUGUAUUAAACUAUUGUAACGCUUUGUUUUUCUUUGUUUGUGCAUGUACUAGGCAUUAUUUGUCGUACAAUUCGUUGUUUGGUCUAUUGGUUGCUUGCGAUGUCAACGAACCGUCCGUUGCAGGUAGUCAAUUCGAGUGACAGGAGCACAGAUUUAAGUGGAAUUUUUGCUGAAUACAUACUUGGAAAGCGUUUCUUCAGCUGGGAUGAAUUUGAGAAGUCAUUAGCAGAAUUUCAAAAAUUAUCCUACACUCACUAUGUUCAUAAUUGCAGCAAAACGAUACCGGAUGCCAGGUUUAAGUACGCUUAUGUUGGUUUUAAAUGCACUUUUGGAGUGAAUCGUACAAGACCUGGAUUGAAAUUGAAAAACAAGUCGUCUAAAUGUUGCAAUUGCUCGUCUUCAUUUCGCGUGGUUUUGCAUUAUAGUGAAUACAUAAUUGCUUCCCACAAUAUGGUGCAUAACCAUCCAUGCAGCAGGGUGUACAUGCAGAAUGACCCAUGGUAUAGACGACUAACAGUUGAAGAGAAAGAAAAUAUUGAACCACUUCUUCAGCAAUCCCACUCAUCCGAUGAAAUAAUAAUGCAUGUUAAGGAGAAGUACAACAAGGAUAUAACUCGCAUUGACGUUAAAAAUAUGAAAGCCGCAGUGAAUAAAGGUAUUUCGAGUCGUCGUGACAUUUUUGAAUUCCUAAAAUCCCGUGGGAAGUUAAUGGAGUAUUAUUCCGAUGAACCGAUCAGGAAUUCACUAACAAGAAUUUGUUUUGCAACUUAUGAGCAAAUGGAAUUGUAUAAACAGUUCCCUGAAGUUGUUGGUAUCGACUCGACGUAUAAUACAAAUAAGGGGAAGUAUUCUUUGUUCCAGCUACUUGUGACGGAUAAUUUUGGUCGUGGACGACCAGUUUUAUUUGCGUGGACUAGAAAAGAAUUCAAACGAGAUGUAGUUUGGAUAUUAGACUGUUUCCGGCAAAUAAUGGAAGACACCUCCAAAACAGAAUCCUUCAUUAUGGAUUGUGCGCAAGCUGAAAUAGCAGCCGUCAAGUUAACGCACAGACAAGCGCACAUUGUUUUGUGUUCUUUCCAUGUUUGCCGAGCUUUCUGUCGGAAAACAAGAAAUCCCAUUGUGAAGAACUACUUAUGCCGUCUAGUGCAGUGUAAAAGGAGAUCAGAAUUUAAUUUCUACUUCAGAGUUAUUAGCAGAUUGGAUGCUAAUGUCAGUCAAUAUCUACAACGUCGUUGGAUGCAUCGACGAGAAUUGUGGGCGGCCUGUUUCAGAGAUAACGUGCUGACUUUUGGGAACGAUACAAAUAAUCGUGUCGAGAGUUCCCACAAGCAGAUGAAACGGUUUUUGCAAAGAUCUGAUAGUCUGCAUAAAAGUAUGCUAAAGGUGUAUAAAUGGCAUAAACGAAGUUUUUCAAUAAUACAGCAGGAGGCGAAUAUUGCUCAAUCACGAUGCUUCACGUAUCCCUGUUCACAAAGUUUAAUCCCAAUUAUACGGUUGCUUACACCAUACGCCGCGAGGAAGGUAAUACGUGAAUACCAAUUGCGACGAUGGGCUACUGUUGAGUUCGAAUCCUUUGAUUAUGUAUUCUUCAAAGAAAAUGGGAAUACAGUGCAGGUUGAUCUGAGUGCUUGCACCUGCACGUGCUUUACAUUUCAGACCUGUCGGUACCCCUGCCGACACUUGCUUUUGGUCCACUUCAGAAAGCCGUAUUUCACAGGUAUAUUUGCGUUUUUAUGACUACGUUUUUAAUGUAUAAUGUAAUGUAAUAAUCAGUUCAUAGUUAUCUUAACUUUUUUUGUUCCACCUUUUGUAGUUAACCAUGUGAUGCAUAAUUGUAAACAAUGGACGUGGUCACGCAACUUGUUCGCAUCUCAAAGUACGUCAGCAGUUAUCCCUCGAAAUCGAAGUGACAUAUACGAUACCAAAAAGAAGAUUAUCAAUGCGGGUAUGGACAGAAUUAAUGACAAAUUUGGAGAAGUGUUUGCCAAUGCUUAUGCAGACGGAGUAAUCGCAGGAAUCAAUCGUGUUCUUAAUAUGUAAAUAAACUAAAUUUUUGUCAUAAU